This is a messenger RNA of Drosophila guanche, 377 nucleotides long. RefSeq lists its product as uncharacterized. The transcript has 2 exons. The coding region runs from base 60 to 257 and encodes 65 amino acids. NCBI's taxonomy places the organism in Eukaryota, Metazoa, Arthropoda, Insecta, Diptera, Drosophilidae. The record is from RefSeq and is a predicted model, not a curated record.
CAGUGGCUCCACAGUAGGCUUCAGUGCAAGAGAGAGGGCGGGAGAGAACCGGACACAUAAUGUGGAUACAAUCGAUAUUCCUGCGAGCAGUGACCAUUUUGUUGGUUGGUUGGCUGGGACACGUCAUCUGCCAGUCGGAUGAGUCUCAUCUGCUGCUGUCGUCUGGCCAGACAGGCGGCGAGGGAGCACCAGCCAAAGCCGAGUUUCCCGUCUGGGAUGAUGCGCAGGGCGAGUGGCCAGGUGUGGCGGAUCAGUGAGUCUAGCACCAAAAAUACUUUCGCUUGUUUGCAGCGUAAAAGUAUGCAACAUUGUUGGGCCACUCAGCGUCUUUUCACAAUUUCAUAGCAUACUUAUUGGAGAAAUAAAAUGUGGAAAAA